This is a messenger RNA of Penicillium brasilianum, 2958 nucleotides long. NCBI's taxonomy places the organism in Eukaryota, Fungi, Ascomycota, Eurotiomycetes, Eurotiales, Aspergillaceae. The record is from the annotation of a GenBank genome assembly.
GGAACAUAUGCGACUGAAGAUGCGUGCCCGCUCGGGCCACCGCCUUGCCAGAAACAAGAAGACACGCAACCAGUCCAAACCGCCCCCUUCGAUCCUCCUUUCUCUACAACCAGCUUUCCUGGCCUCAAUCUCGGAGUGCCAUGCCCUUUGGUGAUUCUGUCUAUUUACUUUAGGUGGUUUCGCGGUCAUUCUCUAACGGUUUUUCUUUUUCCUUUCUCUUCUUUCUUCACAAUGUCUUCUCCUUCCUCCUCUCUCCGAAAGAGAGGCGGCAAGAAGGAGGAUUAUGCGGCGGUACCAUCGGGUAAUGCCUCGCUGCACCCUGCGGUCGCGGCUGCACGCAAGCAGUCGGAGUGGGAUUAUUGGCUGGCCAUGAUCGUGCUCACUGUGUUGGCAUUUGCGACUCGUUUCUACCGGAUUGAUUACCCAAACGAGGUUGUCUUUGAUGAAGUUCACUUUGGCAAGUUUGCCUCCUACUACCUUCAGCGCACGUACUUCUUCGAUGUGCACCCUCCCUUCGGAAAGCUUCUGUUUGCCUUUAUGGGCUGGUUGAUCGGAUACGACGGCCACUUCCUAUUCGAGAACAUUGGCGACUCGUACAUCGACAACAAUGUACCUUACCUCGCUCUCCGCGCAAUGCCCGCUACACUCGGUGCCCUGACGAUUCCCGUUGUUUUCUUGAUCAUGUGGGAGUCUGGAUAUUCGCUCCCAGCCUGUGUGCUGGCAGCUGGUCUGAUGGUGUUUGACAAUGCGCACGUUGGCGAGGACCGCCUCAUCCUCCUGGACUCCACUCUAGUGUUGUCUAUGGCUCUCAGCAUUCUGUGUUAUGUCCGUUUCUACAAGCUGCGUCACCAGCCAUUUAGCCGUAAGUGGUGGAAGUGGCUACUUCUGACUGGUUUCUGCAUGAGCUGCGUCAUCUCGACCAAGUACGUUGGUUUCUUUACCUUCGUGACCGUCGGUGCUGCCGUCUUGAUCGACCUGUGGAACUUGCUGGAUAUCAACCGUCGCCAGGGUGCCCUUGAUAUGUACACCUGGAUCAAGCACUUUGCCGCUCGUCUGGUUGCCCUGAUCAUCAUCCCCUUCUUCUUCUACCUCUUCUGGUUCCAGGUCCACUUUGCUGUCCUGAACCGGUCCGGACCUGGUGAUGAGUUCAUGUCCCCCGAGUUCCAAGAGACCCUUAGCGACAAUGCGAUGACCGCUCAGUCCGUCGGUGUCCAGUACUAUGAUAGCAUCACUUUGCGCCACAAGGACACCAAGACCCUUCUCCACAGCCACUGGGAGAAGUACCCGCUGCGCUACGAUGAUGGCCGUAUUUCCAGCCAGGGCCAGCAAGUGACCGGUUACCCUCACAACGAUACCAACAACUUGUGGCAAAUUAUUCCCACUAAGCCUCUCGUCGACGAUGCCAAGAGCGUCCGUAACGGAGACAUCAUCCAGCUCCUCCACGUUGGCACCAACAGCUACCUUCUCACCCACGAUGUCGCUUCUCCAUACUACCCGACCAACCAGGAAUUCACCACCGUGACUCCCGAUUUGGCCGAGGGUGAGCGCCACAAUGACACUCUGUUUGAGCUCAAGAUCGAGAACGGCAAGCCUGCUCAGGAGUUCCGCACCUUUGCUAGCUUGAUUAAGCUCAUCCACGUUCCUACCCGUGUUGCCAUGUGGACACACACCACUCCUCUUCCCGAGUGGGCCUUCAAGCAGGCCGAAAUCAACGGUAACAAGAACAUCCUACAGUCCAGCAACUUGUGGUUCGCCGAGACCAUCGAUGGCCUCGCACCCGAUAGCCCGCGCCUGGUGCGGGAGGAGCGCAAGCCCAAGUCUAUGUCGUUCCUCCGCAAGUACUUUGAGCUCCAGGGUGCCAUGUUCCACCACAACAACGCGCUGACUAGCAGCCACCCGUACGCUACCGAGCCCUUCCAGUGGCCGUUCUUGCUGCGUGGUGUGAGCUUCUGGACCAAGAACGAGACCCGUGGUCAGAUCUACUUCCUCGGUAACCCUAUUGGAUGGUGGAUUGCCAGCAGUCUGCUGGCCGUGUUUGCUGGUAUUGUUGGUGCCGAUCAGUUGUCCCUCCGCCGCGGAGUUGACGCAUUGGAAGAGAUCUGGGGUCCCGGAGCCCGCUCUCGGCUGUACAACAGCACUGGAUUCCUGUUCCUCUGCUGGGCCGCCCACUACUUCCCCUUCUGGUUGAUGGGCCGUCAGCGCUUCCUGCACCACUACCUGCCAUCUCACCUGGUUUCAACCAUGGUCACGGGUGCGUUGAUUGAGUUUAUCUUCAACCUGCAGCCCCUGGACCCUGCCACCGCGGCACCACCCGUGGAUGACCCCUCCGGCAAGGCCAAGGCGUACCGCAACCCCGGUCGCUUCGUGACUGCCAAGGAGCGCAUGGGCCGCAGGUCCGUCAUUGCGGGAUGGAUCGCGACGCUGGUCAUUCUGGCGUUUACUAUCUAUGGGUUCGUCUUCUUUGCUCCGUUGACUUACGGUACGCCCGGUCUAGACGUGGACGGCGUCCUUGCUCGCAAGUGGUUGAACUAUGAUCUCCACUUUGCCAAAUAAGGCGCGAUCAUGGAAUUUUGACCACUUCCCACUGCUUUUCCCUCGAUGAUCUCUGAUUCUUGACUUUUGAUUCUUUGAUUUACACACUUGCCACACUAGUUGGAUAUGAAGAUGAUUUUGGCCGAGCUCUGGGAGGAAAAAGACCUUCGUUGUCCCAUCUCUGCUUUUUGACACCAUUGUUUGUAGGAGUAUGGGUAUCAAUGUUUGCUGGCAACUUUUGCGUUAGAGGGGGCCAUGGAUGGUGUUUGAACUUUGAUAGGGCUGCCGUGUGCAAUGUAUGGGUUGACCUGCCGUCUGCCGUGUGUAUCUAUCGGCUAUCUCCAUGUAUUUCGAUUGGUUUUGCUUUUUCUUUCGUUUCUGAUUCCCCGUAGCCACAAGUUCCGCUGUAUUCCAUGUCCAGUCCCG